Aspergillus versicolor CBS 583.65 is the source of this 1755-nucleotide messenger RNA. RefSeq names its product KH domain-containing protein. The record is from RefSeq and is a predicted model, not a curated record. Gene Ontology annotation, molecular function: RNA binding. The transcript is spliced from 8 exons. Gene Ontology annotation, cellular component: nucleus. Lineage: Eukaryota; Fungi; Ascomycota; Eurotiomycetes; Eurotiales; Aspergillaceae. The coding region runs from base 309 to 1700 and encodes 463 amino acids.
GCCUUCAGGAGCUUUCUUUGCGUGUUUCUUUUGCUUUUAUUGCAUCGUCCGCGUUGGUCUCAGUCGGGGAUAUCUGAUCUUUACUUGAGUUGAGGUAUAGUCCGCCUUGUCUCCAGAGCUUCAUUGGUUCCUAUUGUCUCAAAGAACCCCGGUUCCAGCCCUCUCUUCCACUAGCCUACUACGAUCGCCUCCGACUCCACCGCCAAACUAAACUUCUUGCAAAAUACGUACUGGUCUCCAGCCUGUCGAGACAUCCCGCUCACCUUCGACUUAAUUCGACCCCGAAACUCGAAUAUUAGAUAGCAGCCAUGGCUGACGAAGAGCGCCGUCCUAAACGUUCUCGUUUCGACCAAACCACCCCGGAACCUCGGCGCCAGUCGCGGUUCGACCGUCGUUCUCGAUCCCCUUCGCGACAGGCGGAGGCCACUCGAACCCGAAGCCCACUCAGUCGCGAACCCCGGAGUCCCGGUGCAAGCAAUAAAGCGGACCCUGUCGCCGCAGCCGCUGCUGCCGCCGCCAAAAUCAACGCCCAGUUGCAAGCUAAGAAGGGAAUUCAACAUGUCGAUGUCCCUCCAAUUCGUGCCACAUCCAGCCCAUCCCAACCAGCUACUCCAUCCGGCGGUGAUGCGAAGUUGAACGCAGAGAUCUACGUUGCGGACGGUGAUUAUAUCAGGGACGUAGAGAUCAACGAUUUGCGCAAUCGGUAUACACUGACAAAAGGAUCCACACAAAAGAUGAUUAAAGAUGAAACUGGCGCCGAUGUCACCACCCGAGGAAACUAUUAUCCCGACAAGAGCAUGGCCACUGCAGCGAACCCUCCGUUGUACCUUCACAUCACGAGUACAUCCAAAGAUGGCCUUGAAAAGGCCGUCGAACUGAUUGAUGACCUCAUGAAGAAGGAGUUGCCUAACUUAGUGGAUGAACGACGGUUCCGCCGCCGGGAACCGGAACAGGUUGAGCGAGAUGAAUUUGGUCGUCGUAAAUGGCCGGAAGAGAAAAUCCCCGUUGCUCUGGAACCAAUCCCUGGGUUCAACCUUCGUGCGCAAGUAGUUGGACAGGGUGGUGCUUACGUGAAGCACAUCCAGCAGAAAACACGAUGCAAGGUCCAAAUCAAAGGCCGUGGAUCUGGUUUCAUGGAACCUAGCACCGGCCGGGAAAGUGACGAUGCGAUGUACUUGCAUGUGGCGGGCCCCGAUCCGAACGAAGUUCAAAACGCAAAGGAGCUAUGCGAGGACUUACUGGCCAAUGUUCGGGAACAGUACCAGCGAUUCAAGGAGAACCCACCCCAGCAUAAUUACGGCGGCUACGGGCAGCGCGGGGAGCGUCACAACAAUUACGGUGGUGGCUAUGGCGGUGGUUACGGGGCCCAGAGCCAGCAGUCGCCUCCUGCGUCGGCUAGCCCAUCGGCGCAAGGAACUCCAGGAACGACAAAUGCUUCCGACUACAGUGCGCAGUAUGCUCAAUACUAUGGAGCUGAUCCGUACGCAGCAUAUGGUGGUUACCAGAACUACGUUGCCUACUACCAGUAUUACCAGCAAGCUGCACAGCAGCAGCAGCAGCAGCAGCAACAACAGUCUCAGAGCCCUGCUCCUCCACCUCCCCCAGCAUCUGAGGCUCCUCCCCCACCACCGGGAUCAGGGUCCCCCCCACCGCCCCCUCCCGGUGGCAGCUACAGUGCUGUACGUAUUUCUCUGAUGUAGUAUACAACUACUUGCUAACAAGCCCCUGUAUAGGUCCCGCCGCCACCAGGGCUCU